AAACAAAUCACCAGAUAAUGUUCAUUGGCAUUGGUUGAAAAAAAACAUCAGUGUUAGGAUCAUCACAAUGAAGAUAAUACUCUUAACUUUCUUGCUCCUGUUUUCCUUUGGGGCUAAUGGGAAACUUUCAUCUGAUUUGAACUUUACGGAAAACCUGUUGCACUUUUCUGAAGAUCACGGCCAAUAUUGGAAAACUGGGGUAGCAAGCGAACGUCUCCAGCAAACGUUUGAUCUAUUGCGGCUGACAAAUAAGUGGAAAGGACCCAGGUACUCAACAAUUGACGCACCGCUCUUCGAUCUUCUUCCAUCGUACCAAAAGGCACCCUUCACGUGUAUUCUCUGUGACACUAUUGUCAGUUCUGUCUUUGGCUGGAUUGACGCAGGAGACACCAAAGACGAAAUUGUCAAUAAAGUGGUUGAUUUGUGUCUCACCUUUAACAUACAGACAGAAAAGGUCUGCAGAGGAGUGGUUGAUGCAAACGCUGACGUUAUACUUUUCAUUUAUGCAAACCGCAAUGUCACUGUGGAAGAUGCUUGCGGUCUACUGCUUUUUGGCGACUGUCCAUUGAACAACGCAAUGUUUGAAUGGUCCAUUGAUAUUUCAUCGGCAGGGCCAAAACCUCCGAUAGAAAACCCUGAGUUGCCUCCAGAGGGGUCACCGACUUUCAAGUUCCUCCACAUUAGCGACUUCCACGUGGACAUCUACUAUGCGCCAGGUGGAAACGCCGAUUGUGGUGAACCGACGUGCUGCAGACCAGAUCAGGGUGCGCCAGCUAAUGAGAGCGCUGCCGCUGGCUACUGGGGCGACUACAGGGAUUGCGAUAUGCCGUGGCACUCGUUUGUCGAAAUGCUCGAACACAUUAAGGCGACGCAUACAGACUUUCAGUACAUCAUUUAUACAGCAGACACUCCAGACCACACGGUUUGGUUUACCUCGGUGGAGCACAACACGCAGCUUUUCACUCAGUCACACGCCGAAAUUGCCAGGGUUUUUCCAGGUGUUCCAGUUUACCCUAUUCUUGGAAACCACGAACCUCAUCCACUCAACCUUUUUGUAGAGCCUGAUCCAAACAUCCCAUACAAUAUUUCUACUGAAUGGUUGUACGAGCUAGCCAGAGACACUUGGAGUUUGUGGUUGGGACCAGAGACCUACGAGGAUAUUAGCAGAGGCGGGUUCUACGCCACAAAAGUUCAGGGGAAACUGUGGAUUGUUGCCAUCAACAACAUUUGCUACAACUACAAUUUUUGGAGUUUGUACGACAACGAAGACCCAGCAGAUCAGCUUAAGUGGCUUGUUGCAAAAUUGACUGAAAUCGAAGCCUUGGGAGACAAAGUUCACAUUUUAGCCCAUAUUCCAUCAGGAAAUGCUAAUUGCGUGAAUAGCUGGAUGAGAGAAUUUAAUAUAAUUUUGAACAGGUUUGAGAACACUGUGGUUGCCCAAUUUAACGGUCACAGUCAUCACGAUGAAUUCUUCAUCUAUUAUGACUGGGAUGACCGCUCGAGAGCUAAUGGGGUUUCCUUUAUCCCGGGGAGCACCAGCGAGUGGAAUCCCUACUACCGUCUUUACACUGUUGAGGGCACUGGAGAUUAUUAUAGAAUAUUGGACUACGAAAAUUGGUACUACAAUUUGACAGAGGCAAACAUGGCUGGGCCUGACGUUAAACCAAACUGGCAGAAACUAUAUACCUUCAAUGCGGAGUAUGGGACAAAAGCGACCACCCCUGGUGAGCUUGACCUUUUAGUGCACAGAAUGGCUAAUGAUACUGCACUCAAAACGAAAUAUUAUGGAUACUAUUAUUCAAUGUCCGACCCAAAGUUAGAAGAAGGCUGUGACGAGCAAUGUCAAAACCGACUGCUUUGCAACAUUGUCGAGACGCUACAAGAUGACCUUAGGAAAUGUGAUGAAUUAUUCCCACCUGCUAAAUAAAUUAUUCAUCACUCGCAAUUUACAAACCA
This is a messenger RNA of Neocloeon triangulifer, 1956 nucleotides long. RefSeq names its product sphingomyelin phosphodiesterase-like. The record is from RefSeq and is a predicted model, not a curated record. Gene Ontology annotation, biological process: ceramide biosynthetic process; sphingomyelin catabolic process. Lineage: Eukaryota; Metazoa; Arthropoda; Insecta; Ephemeroptera; Baetidae. Gene Ontology annotation, cellular component: lysosome. Gene Ontology annotation, molecular function: acid sphingomyelin phosphodiesterase activity.